ACAUGGUGGCGUGAGCUUACAAAAUCGAAAAUCAAAAGUUGAGUUGUCUAUAAAAUCCCUUCCAUCCCUUCACUUCUCGUUCGUAAAAUUCUUGUUCCUUAAACACACGUCUAGAGUUGUUGGGCUGAGUUAUACAAUAAUAAUGGCGGAAGAUUGUUGCAGCUUCCAACUCAUUAGCGGUGACGGUGUCUUAAAAGUGAAAGGACUCGAAAACUUCACGAGGACCACUAACCUCGCACAGCGUCGUCUCUCCUAUGCUGUUGUUGCAAUUAUUGGCCCCCAAAGUAGCGGGAAGAGCACCCUCUUGAAUAAGCUCUUUCGGACAGAUUUCACGAUGAUGGAUGCAUAUGAAGGAAGGGGUCAAACAACCCAGGGGAUUUGGAUUGGGAAGGGUAUUGGUAUUGAGCCUUUCACAAUUGCCAUCGAUGUGGAGGGAUCGGACAGCAGCGAAAGAGGCCAAGACGGCACAACAACAUUUGAAAAGCGAAGUGCUCUCUUUGCUUUGGCAAUUGCUGACAUUGUAAUAAUAAACAUGUGGUGCCAUGACAUUGGUCGAGAACAAGCUGCCAGCAGACCCCUUUUGAAAACAGUUUUUGAGGCCAUGACGCGUUUAUUUGGCGCCCGCAAAACAACCCUGUUGUUUGUUCUACGCGACCAAACACCGACUCCACUUGAACGUCUAAAACAUAUUCUGAGGCGAGAUAUUGAUCAGAUAUGGGCUGCAGCUGCUAAACCCAAGGCUCAGACUCUGGGUGAUUUUUUUAAUGUGGAGAUCAUUGCUUUGCCUAACUAUAUACACGAGAAGGAGAGGUUUAAUGAGCAGGUUGCUCUGCUGAGGCAGUGGUUCAUCUCUCCUGGAGGUCUUGUUGGUGAUAGGAAGGAUGUUCAACCUGCUUCAGGCUUUCCCCUUCGUGCAGAACAGAUAUGGAAAACCAUAAAGGAAAACAAGGAUCUGGAUCUUCCUGCUUUGGAGGUGAUGGUUGCCACAUUUCGAUGUGAACAGAUUGCCAAGGAGAAGCUCAGUAGCUUGAAAUUGGAUGCGACUUGGUUGGCAAUGAGUAAAGCUCUUAAAUCCGGCCCCGUAUCAGAGUUUGGGAAAAAGCUCAGCUCUAUUUUGGAAAACUAUCUUUCUCAAUAUGACAUAGAGGCGAUGGAUUAUGAAGAAAGCAUUAGAAAAGACAAACGGCAACGGUUAGAAACCGAAGCCCUACAAUUUGUAUACCCAGCUUAUGCUGCCAUGCUGCAACAUCUACGUUGUGCUGCACUGAAGAGCUUUAAGACUAGGCUGGAAAAGACGGUGAAGGAGAAACGAGGAGCUGGAUUUGAAGAUUCUGUUGAUAAUUGUGGUUGGUACGGCAUGCUCGAAUUUGAGAGAGGAUGUGAAGAUGCAACAAUUAAAAAAAGGGUUAGUAGCUGGCUUGCUGAAAAAGUCAAUGUCAAGGAUAGACUUCGUGGGGACAUAGAGACACUUAAAUCCAAUAAGAAAGUCGAAUAUAAGUCUGAAAGGAAGAAAAUCAAGGAAGAAAAAAUUAAGAAAGGAGUCACUACGGCUGCGGGGGUCGUGGCGGGGGNGGUCGUGGGGGCGGCACUGACGCUGGUUAGUGAUCCAGUCACGGCAGGUGCAACAGGGAUAGGGGUAUCGACUGCAACAAUACAGCUAAUUGAUACCGCGCGUGAUAUUGUUCGUGGACUUUAGUUAAUAUUUAAUGUACCAAAUCUUAGAGUCUGCUCGUGUUGAUUUCCAGCUUUGUUUAAUCAAGUUUUUAUGUUAUAUUAUUUAAACAUGUGAUUAUAUAAAUGUUAUUUUUUUAAUUAA
Populus euphratica (Euphrates poplar) is the source of this 1816-nucleotide messenger RNA. Its product is annotated as protein ROOT HAIR DEFECTIVE 3 homolog 2-like. Gene Ontology annotation, cellular component: endoplasmic reticulum. NCBI's taxonomy places the organism in Eukaryota, Viridiplantae, Streptophyta, Magnoliopsida, Malpighiales, Salicaceae. Gene Ontology annotation, biological process: endoplasmic reticulum membrane fusion. The record is from RefSeq and is a predicted model, not a curated record. Gene Ontology annotation, molecular function: GTP binding; GTPase activity. The coding region runs from base 143 to 1696 and encodes 517 amino acids. The transcript has 17 exons.